AUGCCGAAGCUUGAUCCUUACCCAUUCUCCUCGAGGAGUUUUUCCUCCGAAUCAAGCAUGUCUGGAGUUCCUUCUAUGUGGUGUUGCAAGGCAGCAAGGAAAACUCGAAACAUCUAUACUGAUCCCCACAACAGAGUACAAUUGGGCUCCAUCACCAUAUCUGAUCAUAGAGGGCGUAACAUUAAUCCAGGAAUAGAAAACCAUUAUACUGCAACUACUUCAGCUUCUAUGGGGUCUACUUUCCUUGGAUUCCAGAAAUGGAGUUCUUGCCUCCAAGGUGAAGGAGGUUCAUGUAGUUCAUCAACUGGGAAUUCCAUGAGAACUAGAGAAUUAGCAGAUAUGUCCAUAACAAAUGAGACAAAAAAGAAAUGGAAGAAGAACGUUGAUGUCAAUUUGAUGAAUGAUGGGGCCUAUCCAAACAAGAAGCCCUUGUCAGAGAGAGCAUCAGCAGCAGCUCAACCGAUGCCUAUUGUGUUGGUUUGUAACGCAGAAAAGCCUAAGGAUGAUCGGAAAUUCAACUGGGCAGAUAAAUAUCGACCCAAAGUUUUGAGUGACUUCAUCUGCCAUCAAGAAAUAGCUGAAAUGCUCCGUCUUUUGGUAAGCAUUGGAGUACUAUCAAGUCAUUGCAUAUUUGAAGGACCUCCAGGGUCCGGAAAGAGAACCAUGGCCCUGGCAUUGCUUAGAGAAAAUUUUGGAACUCAUGUAAUAGAAACAAGGGAGGAAGUUAAGGAAUUCAAAGUAGAGGGAGGACCAAUUCCAAGCAUCCAAAUAAAUGCCCAAGUAUCCUCAAAACACAUAGAGGUUGAUUUAUCAGAACUUAAAAGCUAUGCAGCUCAUGUGGUCGUGGAACUGAUAAAAGAAACACACACAUUAUUCAGCCAUGAUAAUACAAACAACCAAGCAAUAGUUCUAUAUGGGGCUGGAAUGCUAUCUAUGAAUGAUCAACUCCAAAUUCAGAGUUGUUUAGAGACUUACAAAGGCCAUUACAAAGUCUACUUUUGCUCUUCUGGGGCUUCCAAGCUUCAGCAUAUUGAAUCCCUUUGCACAGUUAUUCAAAUUCUGCCACCAUCGAAGGAGCAGAUUAUUAAAGUGUUGGAGUUCAUUGCAAAAAGCGAAGGCAUUGAACUACCUCCCAGAUUGGCUGAGAAUAUAGCAGAGAAGUCUAAGCAUAGCAUUCAACAAGCUAUUCGUUCCUUUGAGGCCACUUGGCAAUUGAACUACCCCUUCAAAGAGGAUCAGAUGAUUCCGACUGAUUGGGAAGAAGAACUUGCAAUUAUUGCAAAAAGUAUCGUUGAUGAGCAAAGCCCAAGACAGUUGUACAUCGUCAGAGCAAAGCUUAAAAAAUUGAUGGUCCACAAUGUAUCUCCUGAGAUCAUUUGUAAGAGUUUAGUGGAAGAAUUAAAUAAGCUUUUGGAUUACCAAUUCCAGAUGAUAGUCACUAAUUUACGGCAGAACUUGAUAGGUGUUCAAAGUGAAUUAGAAGGUGAAAGAAUUGAAGAACCAGGGAAAAGGAAUGAUGUUCUGUUUCCGAGGAUAGUAGAAUCUAUAGCGAAGUUCGUGAGCGUCUACAAGAUUAUUUCCCAACAAAGAGGACAGCAGAAUGCUCAAAUUGAGUAUAAGGUUUAA
Vitis riparia (riverbank grape) is the source of this 1626-nucleotide messenger RNA. Its product is annotated as replication factor C subunit 3-like. The coding region runs from base 1 to 1626 and encodes 541 amino acids. The transcript is spliced from 11 exons. The record is from RefSeq and is a predicted model, not a curated record. Gene Ontology annotation, biological process: DNA repair; DNA-templated DNA replication. Gene Ontology annotation, molecular function: DNA binding; DNA clamp loader activity. Lineage: Eukaryota; Viridiplantae; Streptophyta; Magnoliopsida; Vitales; Vitaceae. Gene Ontology annotation, cellular component: DNA replication factor C complex; nucleus.